ACUCAAUUCCAGACGCGACCUUACGUGAUGACGUUCAUCUCUACGUCACACGUACGUUCGCUCCUCUGCUAAAUGCUAGCUACUUUAUGUAGCUCUGCUCGCCGUCUGUUGAUGUAACCCGAGCGACUGACUCGAAAUACCAGGCAACUUAUUUAGGAGGACAAAAAUAAAAAGAACCGGUAACAUUCUCCGGAGUCUUCCGUGUGCGCGCGUCGGGCCCGCUGCCAUGGCUCUUCAAGGCCCGGAGGAGCUCGGGGAGCAGGUCGAAGAGCCGGAGGAUCUGGACGACCAGGACGCUAGCAGCAUCUCCCCGGCCGAGGAGAUAACUCUCCCCCCCGGGCCCGGUGGCGAGGACGAGCCGGAGGAGGCGCUCCUGCUGCCCUGGGACCGCUUCUCCACCUGGCUGCAUUGCAUCUGCGUGGUCGGCUUCGACCUGGAGCUGGGGCAGGCGGUGGAGGUUAUUUAUCCUCAUCAUUCCAAACUGUCCGAGAAAGAGAAAACGAGCAUCUGCUACCUCUCCUUCCCCGACUCCAACUCUGGUUGCCUUGGCGACACGCAGUUCUGCUUCCGCUUUCGUCAGGGCUCCAACAGGAAGUCGUCGCUCGGCUGCUUCCUGGAAACCACCGACAGGGAUGCACCGCCGUGUCUGAAGAGGGAACAGGGCCAUUACUAUGGUUACGUGUACUUCCGUCAGGUGAGGGACAAAUCCCUGAAGAGAGGAUACUUCCAGAAGUCUCUGGUCCUCAUCAGUAAGCGGCCCUACGUGACCUUCUUCCACUCGCUGCUGAAGAUCAUGGCUCCAGAAUACUUUGAGAAACAGGAGCCCUGUCUGGAGGCCGCUUGUAAUGACAUAGACCGUUGGCCGGCGCCCCACCCUGGACGGAUCCUGACGCUCCCCAUUAUGGGCGUGGUCAUCAAGAUCCGCAUCCCGACCUGCUACGACAAACCCGGAACCUCCCAGCUGGUCCAGUCGGCCCAGAGUGACAGCCAGGUGUCCAUCGUGCUCCCGACCAUCCAUGAAGUCGACCUCUUCAGGUGUUUCUACCCGGUCUUCUUCCACAUCCAGAUGCUGUGGGAGCUGGUGCUGCUGGGGGAGGCACUGGUCGUCAUGGCGCCCUCACCAGCAGAGUCGUCGGAUACUGUGCUGGCGUUGGUCAGCUGCAUCUCCCCCCUGCGUUACUGCAGUGACUUCCGGCCGUACUUCACCAUCCACGACAGCGAGUUUAAGGAGUACACCACCAGGACUCAGGCUCCGCCGUCGGUCAUCCUGGGAGUGACCAAUCCCUUCUUUGCUAAAACCCUGCAGCACUGGCCGCACAUCAUCCGCAUCGGAGACAUGAAGCAAGCAGGUGAAAUGGCCAAGCAGAUGAAAGUCAAGAAACUGAAAAACCUCAAAACCCUGGACUCUAAACCCGGUGUGUACACGGCAUACAAGCCGUAUCUCAACAAGGAUGAAGAAAUCAUCAAACAGCUUCAGAAGGGCGUCCAACAGAAGAGACCCUCUGCAGCCCAGAAUGCAAUUCUCCGACGCUACUUUCUAGAACUGACGCAGAGCUUCAUGAUCCCGCUGGAGCGCUACGUGGCCAGUCUGAUGCCUCUGCAGAAGUCCAUCAGUCCCUGGAAGAGUCCUCCCCAGCUGCGACCGUUCCUCCAGCAGGACUUCAUGAAGACGCUGGAGAAGGCCGGACCUCAGCUCACGUCCAGACUGAAGGGGGACUGGAUCGGACUCUACAGGCAUUUCCUCAAGUCCGCCAACUUCGACGGCUGGUUCCGCAACAGGAGGAGAGAGAUGACCCAGAAGCUGGAGGCGCUGCACCUGGAGGCGCUGUGUGAGGAGGACCUGCAGGAGCGAGUCCAGCUGCACUCGGAGGUGGAGACGGUCGAUCUGGUCCUGAAGCUCAAAGAUAAACUGGCCCAGGCGGAGAGGGAGCAGCUGCCGGUGCGUCCAGGGACUGUGGUCAAACUGAGGGCCCACAUCGAGGCCGUGAUCCUGGCCUUACCGGAGGACCUGCAGGGCAUCCUCCACAAGCCCUCCACUCCCUGACCUUUAACCCUCCCGCCCAGUCUGCAACUCUUACCCCAGUCAGAGCUUGUUUUAAAGUUUGGGGGGGUAGUGGGUCCCCUCCCAGUUUACUCCCAAGUGGAGGGACCUCCUCUGUUUGUUUUUUUCUCAGGCUGGACCCCGGUUUGAGGACCUCCUCCAGUCUGACAUGGAAAGCACACAACGCAUUUCCUUUCCCCCAAAAAUUCAUCCGACGUUUGAUUUCUGACUGCAACGAUGACUGUAGCAGCUCGUGGGAUCCGGAGCCGACGCGUAGCUCUCUUCGAUGGCGUUGAAACUCCUCUUACUUAGUUUUGGUUUUUUUUUUUUUGUUGUUAUGAAGAAACGAAAGGAGCGCUUGGUUUGUCCCAGCUUUGCUCCUUCGCUGUAGAUGAGCUUCCUCUGGACCUUUGUGCAAGAGAAGGAUUUGUCAUCGCAGGAAGAUGAAUCCCCGGCUGACCUUUGACCUUAAAUAUAAUUAUUUUUUUAGGGGGUUUUUAUGGUUAUUUUUAAAAGAAGUGCACUUCAUCACUAACUGGACCAUUGUGCCCUUGAAACAAACACACCCACACACACACCUUUAUGCAAACACACUGAGCCGAGCAGAGCCAAGCAGUGCUUUAUGAUACAUGUAAGUAGUACAUAAAAACACACACAGCAUUAAGCACCAGCACCCUGUAACAACUGUCCUGAUGUGACCUCUCUGGUCCCUGGCGCUCCUCAGCCAAUCGCAUCGCUGCAUUCAUGUCACGAGGCCUCCGGUGUGAGGAAAGAUCUCCUUAGAGAGUCCAAGGCGUUGAGCAAAAAAUCAAAAGAAUCGUGUCCUUUUUAAAAACAAAAUUAUAAUUUAAGCAAUGGGAAGACAAUAAUGUAACUGAUCAUUUAUUUAAAUUGUUAAAACUGUUUUAGGCCACACAAAUUUUGGAGUUAAAACAUUCCAAAUAAUUUGUUGAAAGUCAAUUAAUUGAGAAUACAUAAAACAAUAAAACCAUUAAUAAUUAAAGCAAUAAGGUUUUUUAAUUUAUUUCAGUUAUUUGUAUUUUCAGGGUUUAAAGGACAUUAACUUAGUUAAUAAAGUAGUUUGUGAUGACAAAGCGGCAGUUUUCUGUUAAUUGGUCUCUUCAGACAUAGGGAUUGAGUGUUUCUCUUUUUCAUUUAACACAUGUUGUAUAAAUGCUUGUUGUAAUAAUUGUAAAGAAAUAUAACAUAAAUGUGUGCUGUUUGGAUAAACCUCUGACAUCUGGUUGUCGCAGGCAACUGAGUUUUAUAUUUUGUAAAUCAACUUAUUUUAACAAUUUUACAUUUUUUGUACAUAAAGGAGUGAAGACAGACAUGAUGUACAAUAAUAGUUUUGCUACUGCAACUUAUGUCUUUUGAAUACAGAGCUGUAAAUGACUCAUAAAAUGACGAUUUACCUCUCUUAGAAAGUUAGUUGACAGUGUAAAAAUAAGUUUUAGCAUUGAUGAAGACAAUUACAAUGUAAUUAAGGGUCCUCGCGCAUACUGUGGUAGCACAGAAUUCAACAAAAGCAUAAAUUAUGAUGAAAAGGUUCAGCUGAUGUCAUGUAAGGAACGUCGUUUAUGCCCAAACCCUGUGAAAUGAGACAAACCCGAGAUAUUUGUGUUUUCUCUCUGCACAGAUAGCAGUGUAUAAAUACUCGUGUUAUGUAUCAAAGUGUACUCAAUGAAAUAAAAGUAGGCAUACGCAGAAUGCCUCGGAAAUAUAUAUAUUUUUUUCUUAUUUUGGAUCAAAAUGGAUGAAUUCUAUUUGAAUUUUAUUUUGAACAUUUAAUCUGAAGCAAACUGUUAAGAUGUCAUCUUUGCAUUAAAAUCAUCAGACGCUACAAAGUCCGAUAACACGAGGAUGUUUUCAUACAACCGUAACCACUGCGAAGCCCUGCGACCUGAUGGCGGUUUUCUCCACAGUAACAGAAAAUGAUCAGCGUUAUUAACUCUAUUGUAACUUGUUUGCUUUGUUAUUUUCGACAAUAAACAGAAAGUGUAGAUGUAAGUAUCCUUGUUAGCACCAGUGGAUCUGUGAGGGGGGGGGCGGGGUUAAUAUGUUGGUUGUAUGACUGUUGUAUUCAAAGUGCAACGUGUGUAACGCUCU
Pungitius pungitius (ninespine stickleback) is the source of this 4150-nucleotide messenger RNA. RefSeq names its product DENN/MADD domain containing 6Aa (gene dennd6a). The transcript is spliced from 19 exons. Gene Ontology annotation, molecular function: guanyl-nucleotide exchange factor activity. NCBI's taxonomy places the organism in Eukaryota, Metazoa, Chordata, Actinopteri, Perciformes, Gasterosteidae. Gene Ontology annotation, cellular component: recycling endosome. The record is from RefSeq and is a predicted model, not a curated record. Bases 227 to 2044 code for a protein of 605 amino acids.